Saimiri boliviensis boliviensis (Bolivian squirrel monkey) is the source of this 1822-nucleotide messenger RNA. RefSeq names its product phosphate cytidylyltransferase 1B, choline (gene PCYT1B). The record is from RefSeq and is a predicted model, not a curated record. Gene Ontology annotation, biological process: CDP-choline pathway. Lineage: Eukaryota; Metazoa; Chordata; Mammalia; Primates; Cebidae. Gene Ontology annotation, molecular function: phosphatidylcholine binding; choline-phosphate cytidylyltransferase activity.
UGGUUGUUAUAGUGAUAAACUGAGGCCUUGCCUCUUGGCUUCUGAGAGAGAGAGAGAGAGAGAGAGAGAGAGAGAGAGAGAGAAAGGGGCGGGGGGGUAACCUCUUUACUUCCUCGAGGGAAGACAGCAAGAAGAGGAGAAGAAUGGGGGGGGGGGAUACGUGGGGAGGAGAAAAAUACGUGACAAAGAAAACAUUCUCUGCCUGGGAGGAGACUCUUUAAGGGUGUAGAGCUAGAGGGAGCAUUCACUGGCCAUGCCAGUAGUUACCACUGAUGCUGAGUCAGAAACAGGUAUCCCAAAAUCCCUUUCCAAUGAGCCUCCCUCAGAAACCAUGGAGGAAAUAGAGCACACAUGCCCACAGCCUCGACUGACCCUGACGGCACCUGCUCCAUUUGCUGAUGAAACCAACUGCCAGUGCCAAGCACCCCAUGAAAAACUGACCAUUGCUCAGGCCCGCUUAGGAACACCAGUGGACAGGCCUGUCAGAGUAUACGCCGAUGGAAUAUUUGACCUCUUCCACUCGGGUCAUGCAAGGGCCCUUAUGCAAGCAAAAACACUGUUUCCCAACAGCUAUUUGUUGGUAGGAGUUUGCAGUGAUGAUCUCACCCACAAAUUCAAAGGUUUCACCGUGAUGAAUGAAGCGGAGAGAUACGAAGCUCUCAGACACUGUCGCUAUGUAGACGAAGUAAUCAGAAAUGCUCCCUGGACACUCACGCCAGAGUUUCUGGAAAAACACAAGAUUGACUUUGUGGCUCAUGAUGACAUUCCAUAUUCCUCUGCUGGCUCUGAUGAUGUUUACAAGCACAUAAAGGAAGCAGGGAUGUUUGUUCCAACACAGAGAACAGAAGGCAUCUCAACAUCGGACAUCAUUACCAGAAUUGUUCGUGACUAUGAUGUUUAUGCACGACGCAACCUCCAGAGAGGGUAUACAGCCAAGGAACUGAAUGUCAGCUUUAUAAAUGAGAAGAGGUACCGUUUCCAGAACCAGGUGGACAAAAUGAAGGAAAAAGUCAAGAAUGUAGAGGAAAGAUCAAAGGAAUUUGUGAACAGAGUGGAAGAAAAGAGCCAUGAUCUAAUUCAAAAGUGGGAAGAGAAGUCAAGGGAAUUUAUUGGCAACUUCCUAGAAUUGUUUGGACCUGAUGGAGCAUGGAAGCAGAUGUUCCAGGAGAGGAGCAGCCGGAUGCUGCAGGCCUUAUCCCCGAAGCAAAGUCCUGUGAGCAGCCCAACCCGGAGCCGGUCCCCUUCCCGCUCCCCCUCACCCACCUUCUCAUGGCUCCCACUCAAAACCUCACCCCCUUCCUCACCCAAAGCAGCCUCAGCCUCCAUCAGCAGCAUGAGCGAGGGGGAUGAGGAUGAGAAGUAGAGGCUGCUGGCAGGAAAGAGCCACACCACACAGGAUGGGGAGGAGGGCGAGGGUCACAGGGGGUACCUGGGUGGUGUUUGAAGGGUGAUAGUCACAGGAGCUGCAGCUCAGCAAGGAGACCCUGAACUCUGCUAAGGGAAGGUCUUGGGACCAGUUCUCUCUCACUCUCCAUACAGCUCAAGAGUUGGGUGAGGCGCCGAGAUUUCGAGCGGGACAACCUACACAAACCUUCUUAGCAUCAUCUAGAAUCACUCUAACCUUGCUAAGAAAGGAUGCAGAGUGCCCCAGAGAGACUUGCGCUGAUGGGGUGACUUCUGCUUUGGUCCUUCCACCCACCCCCACCAAGUAAACCACCUGUGGAAGCAGCUGUUCCCUCAGCCCGCUACUUCUGCCUCCGUAAGGGUCCUGCACGUUGCCUCCCACCAUCCCAGCUCUUCCAGAAUAAAAUUGUUUCCAAUA